AUUACCAAUUUUCUGAUUGAAAAACUGCACGACGAGGCACCGCCGCUGUGUAACGGUGUGAUCCUUUCGAAAACUGGAAGACCUGAGGAAAAGAUGGGAAAAGCCCACCAUCCUUUCUUCUCCAAGGGGGCCAAUCUUUUUAUCGGAUCCUGCGCUUAUACUGCUGUUGACGGCGAUGGUAAUGAAAGCGAUCGUAAUGUUGAUACUCAUCGUACUGUAUCACAUGCAAGGAAACAGUGGAGCAUUGAUAGAUUUGAACUAACACCUGGAUCUUGCAUUCUUAAACAUUAUUUGAACUUUCAAGGCACAACUGGAAGUGGUUGA
Hydatigera taeniaeformis is the source of this 324-nucleotide messenger RNA. The record is from the annotation of a GenBank genome assembly. Lineage: Eukaryota; Metazoa; Platyhelminthes; Cestoda; Cyclophyllidea; Taeniidae.